This is a messenger RNA of Schistocerca americana (American grasshopper), 1242 nucleotides long. RefSeq lists its product as uncharacterized. Gene Ontology annotation, biological process: regulation of transcription by RNA polymerase II. The record is from RefSeq and is a predicted model, not a curated record. Gene Ontology annotation, molecular function: DNA-binding transcription factor activity, RNA polymerase II-specific; RNA polymerase II cis-regulatory region sequence-specific DNA binding. NCBI's taxonomy places the organism in Eukaryota, Metazoa, Arthropoda, Insecta, Orthoptera, Acrididae. Gene Ontology annotation, cellular component: nucleus.
AUGCACUGUGUGAAAGCUCGCAGCAGAGUAAAGGGAAACGAAGUAGAUACGUUGGGCGACAAGCCGUGGCCGGCGCUGCUGCCGCGCUCGCUGGGCCCCGCGGUUGGCGGCGUGGGCGUCGGGGUGGCGGUGGGGGUGGGCGGCACACCCCGCAGGCCCCGCAGCGAGAAGCGGCCCAUCCCGGACGACCAGAAGGACGAGAAAUACUUCGAGCGCCGCAAGAGGAACAACCAGGCCGCCAAGAAGUCGCGUGACGCGCGCAAGGUCCGCGAGGACCAGAUAGCUCUGAGGGCGGCGAUGCUGGAACACGAGAACGCGGUGCUUCGUGCGCAGUUGGUGACCCUGCGGGAAGAGGCGCACAGUUUGCGACACCUGUUGGCAGCAGCGAGCGCUCCCGGAAUCCUGAGCCGCGCUCGUCCGUCCCUGCGCAAGCGGCAGCUCCUGCACAUCGUCACGGCUUUGACGCCGAGGGAACAUUUGACGGGCAGCGCAGCGAAAUCUACCUCGCGUCUGGCUGCUCGUUGCCCUCUACCCGCACUGCAGCGGAAAGCAGUGGAUCACUACAGUACCUGCAAUCUGUGACCCCGGUGUUGUCCUUGUUCGCCUUGCGGCUGUAAGUCCCGAAAGUGUCUGGCGUUUAGCGUACGGCGCACAACUGACAGCCGAACAUUGCCAAGAACAGCGUUAUUACUGACAAUCCUCAUUCCUACGAAUAAUUUUUGUCGUUGCCUCUCUUUUAUCUGUGAUUGCGACACACACAUCUAGUCUUUGGACUCUGUAGUAGCAUUUUUGACGAGAUUACAAGUUACACUUUGUCAGUUCAUUAUACGCUCGAGCAUACUAUAAGCUCUCUUGUCUUGAUGUAAAAACAGAACUGCUCUUUGGAACAAAGCUCGCUGGCAAUUGAGAAGAGAUCUGGUGUUUCAUUUAUCUUGCCACGCCCACAAUUUGAAUGAUUUCGUAACCUCUUAGCACAAUUUACGAUGCAUUAGAACUUCACACUAAAAAACGAUAUUUUACACUGUUAAGAGUUGCAAGUUAUGAUAGCAUGAUGGUCGAGACAGAUAUAGAUUUUUGGUCUGGUAUUCCAGUGUUUUCAGUAACGCGUAAUAGUGAUUCUGUGAUGGAAUACAGUAUGAGUGUGCUACAGAAAUAUGGAAAUAAAAUGGAUGUAUCUGUUGGCACAUGCCAUACAUUCACCGUUAAAUGCCAGGAGUUAUAUUUAUUAUCUAUCAUAAACUU